UGAUUUGAAUGAGUGUAGUCUGGCUGCUGUUGCGGAGAUGCAUUUUUAGCGCGAUGUCUGUUGACCUCUGUUCGACCCCACCGUCUCCCCGACUGGAAGACAUCUCCCGCAGUUCCCCUCCGUCUCCAGCGUGUGGCGCACUUCGACAACUAAGCGCACGUCAGGAGCAGGGGCGCCCUUCCGAGGCGCGCUCCCGCGGCUCGAGCAUCCUCCCAGCCUCCCUGUUUGUGCACGAGCUUACCUCCCGAGGUCAUCAGGCAGGAUUUACGACUGGACAACAAAAGCACGUGAUUCCGAGUCGUACCCCAUAUUUGGGCGCCUACGUAGGAGAGAAUCAAGUCCAUGUCCCCGUCAUUUCCAUAAUUCAUCAUAAAUUGUGCAGGGGUGCUAUAGACGCACAAAGCCAUCAAGACCCACAAAUCAAGCACACAUAUUAUUUUCUCUAAGUAAUCACAACGGCGUAAUUAUUAUCAACAAAUGAGCUCUUAUUUUGUAAACUCGUUCUGCGGUCGCUACCCAAACGGCGCGGACUACCAGUUACAUAACUAUGGAGAUCACAGUUCGGCGACCGAGCAGUACCGGGACACGACCGGCAUGCAUUCCAGCAGGUACGGCUAUGGCUUCAACGGGAUGGAUCUCAGCGUCGGGCGGUCCGCAUCCGAACACUUCGGCGUCACUGAGGGUGCUUCCAGCUACACGCCCGGCGCAACAGCUGCAUCCGCCGAGUCCGGCAGGUACAACCAACCGGCCGCGGCGAACAACUCGCCCCUGCCUGACCCGGCGCCGUGCUCCUCGGUGUGCAGCUCUCCGGUCAGCGAAACGAUCCGCGCCGUUAAAAACUCAAUAUCCAGCCCCACCGCCUCCUCCUCCUCCGGUUCAAACGGCGGCGGCGCGCUGGUGACCGGGGAAGUUGUCCCCGACGCGCAGGUCUCUGGGACGGACAAGCCGGCGGGCAGCGCGCGGACAACUUCGCAGAACCUGAGCGACGGCGUGCAGCCUCAAAUCUACCCCUGGAUGCGCAAACUGCACAUGAGUCACGACAGUAUGACCGGGCCGGAGGGGAAGCGGGCCAGGACCGCCUACACGCGCUACCAGACGCUGGAGUUGGAGAAAGAGUUUCACUUCAAUCGGUACCUGACCCGCCGGCGCAGGAUCGAGAUCGCGCACACCUUGUGUCUCACGGAGCGACAGAUAAAAAUUUGGUUUCAGAAUCGCCGCAUGAAGUGGAAAAAAGACAAUAAGCUCAAAAGCAUGAGUAUGGCCGCCGCGGGAGGCGGCUACCGUCCCUAAAUUGUUGUGCACUUCAAACUAAAAAGUACUGGCGGUGAAAGAGGACUUUCCACCUCCAGUGCGUUUUCAGAGACUCCGCGAGCUCCGCCAGAGCGGGCAGGACGGGCGCUCGCGCCAUUUCCUCUUUCUGACCGCCGGGUAAUAAAGCUUGUGUGAGUAGACCGGCUUUGUGUAAAAUCAUUGUCUGGAGCUUAUUAUUGUAAAACAAACCGAGGUGUAUGUUAACUUAUUUACUGUUCUUUAGAAAAGACAUCGCUUGAAGUUUAAAACCGUAAAAAACGUCUGAAAAGUUAUGUGUUACAAUCUGAGUGAAAAGUGAAGAAAAUGCUUAAUAAAUAAAACUGUCUGUCGGUCAUUUGGAUGUAUGUGCGUAUGUAUGUAUACGUUUAAUGUAGGAUGCUAUUAAACAUGGAACAUAAUAUUGUUUCGUUGCUCUAAGCUGUCAAAGAAACUUUAGUUUCUAUUGUUCUAUGACCAGUAACACUACCUACCUUGUACUGUAAUUGUGUUGUGAAAACGUAAAGGGUCUGCUUUUGACCCGGUCUGUUUUAGCUGUGCCUUUGUAUCUUUAUUUGCACGGAUUUGUGUGAAUUUGCUCUUCUUCCGCCUGAGCUUCUCCUGACGUCCUCUUGCCUGAAUGUUCGGCCUCGUCGUGAUCCGCUUUUGUAAAUGUUUUUAAGACUGACUGGAAAUAAAAGAAUGAUAAUAAACUUUGUACUGGAACGUU
Conger conger (European conger) is the source of this 2017-nucleotide messenger RNA. It is a transcript of the gene hoxa5a, whose product is annotated as homeobox A5a. Gene Ontology annotation, cellular component: nucleus. NCBI's taxonomy places the organism in Eukaryota, Metazoa, Chordata, Actinopteri, Anguilliformes, Congridae. The coding region runs from base 478 to 1290 and encodes 270 amino acids. Gene Ontology annotation, molecular function: RNA polymerase II cis-regulatory region sequence-specific DNA binding; DNA-binding transcription factor activity, RNA polymerase II-specific. The transcript has 2 exons. The record is from RefSeq and is a predicted model, not a curated record. Gene Ontology annotation, biological process: anterior/posterior pattern specification; regulation of transcription by RNA polymerase II.